CCUCACAUAGAAGAAGAAAGGCGAAUAGUCAUGGCGGCUGACAGUUUGUAAUGAGCCAACAAAAACACAUAAGAUUCUUGCAAGUUGGAUCUACAACGUUUAAACUAGGCCUGGGGAUUAAAACUCUGUCGACAAAAUGCAGAUAACUCUGAAAACCUUACAACAGCAGACGUUCAAAAUCGACAUCGAUGAAGAGGAGACGGUUAAGACUUUAAAAGAGAGGAUUGAAGAGGAGAAAGGAAAGGACCAUUUUUCAGUUGCUGGACUGAAGCUGAUAUAUGCUGGUAAAGUCCUCAGCGAUGACACAGCCCUCAAAGAAUACAAAAUCAAUGAGAAGAACUUUGUGGUUGUCAUGGUGACAAAGCCUAAAACGGCCUCAGCCACUCCGCAGCCUUCCCCCGCCACUUCAGCUUCCAGCACUGCAGCUCCCGCAGCACCUCCUGCCUCAUCGUCCAGCUCUGAAACCUCAUCAGAGCGUGCCUCUACAGAUGAAAAACCUGAGGAGAAAGAGUCUUCCACUGCUGAACCAGCUUCCACCCCUGUCGGGAGCUCUGAGGCUUCAACAAACACAAACCUGAUUGAUGAGGCAGUUUCAAAUCUAGUAACGGGCCCAUCCUACGACGCCAUGGUGAACGAAAUGAUGCUCAUGGGAUAUGAGAGGGAGCAGGUGGUGGCAGCUCUGAGAGCGAGCUUCAACAACCCAGACAGAGCUGUGGAGUACCUGCUCACGGGCAUUCCAGGAAGAGAUUCAGGCCAAGCAACAGGACCUGAUGCAGUGGUGCCUCCAGUGAGUGGAGUUUCAGCUGUGUCCUCCGGUGGUAUCAGCCUUCCCGCCAACCCGGGCUCUGGGGGAGGCAACCCUCUGAGUUUCCUAAGAAAUCAGCCCCAGUUCCACGUGAUGCGACAGCUGAUCCAGCAGAAUGCCGCUCUGCUUCCUGCCCUGCUGCAGGAGAUCGGCAGGGAAAACCCCGAGCUGCUGCAGGAGAUCAGCAGCCACCAGGAGCAGUUCAUCCAGAUGCUGAAUGAACCCAAUCCAGAGGCAGUGCCAGCAAGUGGUGGAGGUGGAGCGGGAGGAGCAGGAGGAGCCAGCGGGAUGGGAGGUGACACAUCCGGCGGCAGCCACAUGAGCUACAUCCAGGUCACGCCACUGGAGAAAGAGGCCAUUGAGAGGCUAAAAGCUUUAGGAUUUCCAGAGGGACUCGUUAUACAAGCUUACUUCGCUUGUGAGAAGAACGAGAACUUGGCCGCCAACUUCCUUUUACAACAGAAUUUUGACGAUGACUAAAUCGUCAUUUUGACUUUUUUUUUUUUCUUAUUUCUUCCUUCUAUUUUUUGAUUGCUAAAUAUACGUGUACAACAAGCCUUUUACAUUUCCAAAAAAAAGAAAAAAAAAUUCACCACUUCCACCUUUACUUUUCUUAAUAACACUGGAUCAUUAUCAGCUGGUGUACAAGGACAGGCUGUUGUUUUUGAUCAGUUCGAAAUGGAGGAACAAUUAAAGAACAAUAACUUUGCAUUAGAAAUCACCUGUGUGCUAUUGUUUUUUCUUAAUACUUUGGUUAAUAAAUAUGAUUUGCAGUAUGCGUCACAUUAUAAGGUGAUUUGUUCAGGGUAGAUCUGACAGUAUUCAUGCACUCUUACUGUUCUGUUUUUUAAGUUGACAGGAGAUUUGAAAAUUAAAGCUGUGCACAACAAA
Centropristis striata (black sea bass) is the source of this 1696-nucleotide messenger RNA. RefSeq names its product RAD23 homolog B, nucleotide excision repair protein (gene rad23b). Bases 137 to 1285 code for a protein of 382 amino acids. The transcript is spliced from 10 exons. NCBI's taxonomy places the organism in Eukaryota, Metazoa, Chordata, Actinopteri, Perciformes, Serranidae. Gene Ontology annotation, cellular component: cytosol; nucleoplasm. Gene Ontology annotation, molecular function: ubiquitin binding; polyubiquitin modification-dependent protein binding; proteasome binding. The record is from RefSeq and is a predicted model, not a curated record. Gene Ontology annotation, biological process: nucleotide-excision repair; proteasome-mediated ubiquitin-dependent protein catabolic process.